AUGCCGCUCGUUCGCCAACCAGGCUAUAACCACGCAGCUCGCCAGUCUACUGCAGGAUCAAGAAAGAAAGGAAAGCGCAAACCCAAAGGACAAGUAGUGGAUGUUCAGUCCUCAUCGGGAGCUUCUGAUCCCAAUGCCGUUGUGCAUGUCCCAAAAACUCAAGAGCAAAAGGAUCGAGAACGAAAGGAAAAGCUUGUACAGGAGCUAGCUGCACAGUCCGAGUCGAAGGUCUCGGUCAAGAAACGCAAACGUCUAGAGAAAUACAUAGACAAAAAACUCGCACAAGAGGAACGCGUCAAAAUCAUUGAGAAGCUCGCGAAAUCGCAAGAACAAACUUCCUCUCUGAACCUACAAUCUUCGUCCACACUUGGUACCGGAAAGGCCUCUACCAACCAAGUUCGUUUGGACAAAGCAGAGGACAGGGAGGUCCGAAAAGCUCUCGAUGGGCGUACAAACAGGCGCAGACGACAGCCUGACUUCAGCUAUCAUGCUGCGGUGUCGUCAGAAAGCGAGGGCGAGAGUAUGGAGGGCAUCUCGGACGCCGAGGACAAGGAACUUACGCGUGAGGUUGUAGUGGUGGAUGCAACUACGGGACCUUCAACCUCGAGGGUGGUUUCUUCUGCUGCAAUUGGGAGUGCACUCAGAAGAAAUGCGGACGGAACAGUGGCUACACCCAAGAUUGUUCCUAAGAAAACAAAGGGCGUGAAGAGUGCAUGGGGACGCCGAAAGCAACCAUCGCAGACCGCCCAAGAUUCGGAUACGUCGUUUGACAGCUCCGACUCUGCUAAUGACACAGAUCACGAGUCCCAAGCAUCAAGCAGUACUUCUGAAGAAACUGGAGAAGACGGAGAAGUCGGGGACGAGGGCUCGCCUUCCGCACAAAGCGAAAACGACAGUGAAUCGGCAAGCGAAUCCGAAGAAGAAACCCAUCCCGCUCCAUCAAAGCGCAAAAGCUUCAAGGAUUGGGCAACAAAUCAGCUGAGCAUGGCCAAGGGAUAUACCCCAACCUCGACAGACGAAGCGGUAUCCUUAGCGCCUGAUCUCAUGGCUAUACCUGUACGGAAGAGGCGGAAAACGUCUCAUGACGGCGAGAUGCGAGGACCACUCGGCGAAGACCUCAAACUUGCGUCAACAUCUUUUGCAGCUCAUCUGCAAGACUCGUCAAAGCCUUCCGAAUCUAAGAAUGUUAAAAAAAAGAAAGCUGUAACCGUGUCUCGACCUUCUGAGGUUGAAGACGCCCGUAUGCUUCUUCCCAUUCUAGCGGAGGAGCAGCCUAUCAUGGAAGCCGUUCUCCUGAACCCAGUGGUUGUUAUAUGUGGUGAAACUGGCAGUGGUAAAACAACACAAUUACCUCAGUUCUUGUACGAAGCUGGCUUUGGCGAUCCGGACGGCGACAAUCCUGGCAUGAUUGGUAUUACACAGCCGCGACGUGUGGCAGCCAUGUCAAUGGCAUCCCGUGUCGCUCACGAAUUGUCCCUGACCUCAUCGAAGGUAUCAUAUCAGAUACGUUAUGACGCAACUGUGUCUCCGUCGACGACCAUCAAGUUUAUGACGGAUGGUGUUCUGCUUCGGGAGCUCGCUACCGACUUCUUGCUUACUAAAUACUCUGUCAUAAUCAUUGACGAGGCACAUGAACGCAGCAUGAACACUGACAUCCUCAUUGGUGUACUCAGUCGGGUGAUCAAACUUCGUGAACGGAUGUGGACGGAAGGAAAGGCAAAACCUUUGCGCCUUAUCAUCAUGUCUGCUACCUUACGAGUCAGCGAUUUUGCCGACAAUACUACCCUUUUUGCUACCCCUCCUCCAGUGAUAAAUGUUUCGGCUCGUCAGCACCCUGUCACCACGCACUUCAGUCGCAGGACCGUCAGUGACUAUGUCGGGGAAGCGGUCAAGAAAGCAUCUAAGAUCCAUACUCGGCUACCGCCAGGAGGCAUUCUCAUCUUCCUCACAGGCCAGAAUGAGAUCAAUGGGGUUUGCAAACGACUAGAGGCUAAGUACGGAAGACGGGCCAUCGAGGAUAGAAAAAAUAGGAGGCAAGCACCGCCUCCCGCCGUGCCAGAAAUGCAGGAGGUCGAAGGCGGAGUCAAUCCCACGGAAGUCGAUGUCGAGGCUGAGGAAGUCAACCUGGGGGUGGAAGAGGCCGAUCUCCACUUUGAGCUGGACGAUGAUGAAGGGGGCAGUGGCUCUGACUCAGAAAUGGGAGAUGAUGAGAUUAUCAUUGACAUGAACGAAAGCGAAGUUCCGAUGCAUGUGGUACCGUUGUAUUCGCUCCUUCCCAGCGAGAAGCAGAUGCAGGUCUUCAAGCCGCCACCAGCGGGUCACCGUUUAGUGGUUGUGUCUACGAACAUUGCUGAGACAUCACUCACAAUACCAAACAUCAGAUAUGUCAUCGACUGCGGCAGAGCAAAAGAGCGCAAGUAUGAUGUCGCCAGCGGUAUCCAGUCUUUCCAGGUAGGCUGGAUAUCAAAGGCUUCGGCAGCUCAAAGAACAGGUCGUGCAGGAAGAACAGGCCCGGGUCACUGCUACCGGUUAUACUCGUCCGCACUCUUCGAACACUACUUUGACGCCUUUUCCCAGCCCGAGAUUCUUCGGACACCGAUAGAGGGAGUCGUAUUGCAAAUGAAAAGCAUGAAUAUCGAUGCCGUUGCCAACUUCCCUUUCCCCACCCCGCCGUCUCGGGAGUUGCUCAAGAAAGCAGAGACUGUUCUAACACGUCUUGGAGCGUUCAGCAGCUCAGCCAUUCCCGGAGGGAAAUCAGGACACGUCAUGUCCACGGUAGGCGGAAGCAUUACUCCGUUGGGCAAGGCGAUGGCUUUGUUUCCUCUCCAUCCGCGCUACUCAAGAAUGCUCGUGAGCGGGCAGCAACAUGGAUGCCUCCCUUAUGUGAUAUCAGUCGUGGCUGCACUUUCCGUUGGUGACCCCUUCCUUGCAGAAGAUGCUGUCAAUCAUGAUUCGGAUGGUGAAUACUCGGAUGAUGAAGACGGUCUUGGUCAUAUACGUAGGGCAAAAAUUAGAGAAAAGGAAGCCCGUAAAAUCAGACGGCGAGCUUUCUUUGAAUCGCAGCAGGUACAUGCGUCUCUUGGCAAGUCAACGAGCGAUAUCUUCCGAAUACUUUCUGUGGUUGGUGCGUACGAGUACGCUGGCGGGGGCCACAGAUUUUGCCAGGAGCACUUCGUCCGUCCAAAGGCAAUGGAAGAGAUUCACAAGCUACGUGCACAGCUGUCCAAUAUCGUGCAGAUCAACUUCCCUGGCACGGACGCCAAGCUAAAUGCUAAUCUGCGACCGCCGACUGACCAACAGCUCAAAGUCAUCCGUCAGUUAAUAGCCGCGGCAUUCAUCGACCAAGUUGCCAUCCGAAAAGACCUUGUGAAGAAGGAAACAGCGACCGGAGUCCAAUCGUCGACGACGAAGGGCAUACCAUACCGCGCACUCGGAAUUGACGAGGACGUCUUCAUCCACCCUGCUUCCUUGUUCGCGGAUCGGUCGCCGCCUGACUACGUAGUGUUCCAUGACAUCGUUCGAACAUCUCGCCCGUGGUUAAAGACUCUCACUGUCGUCAAUGUUGCGUGGUUGUCUGCAUUAGGCAAGCCAUCUCUAUGCACAUUCUCAAAACCUGCAAAAAAUAGCAAAGGUAUCUUGAUGUCCAUUCCCCACUUCGGGCCAGAAAGAUGGGAAUUACCCCCUGUGAAGGCGGAAGUUGUCUAAAAGUAUAACAUUGGUGUUAAUGAUUGAUACAUAUACAUACUGUAGUACUCAAACUGGUAUCUAGAAUGUGUAGAUGAGGAGGUCUAGGAUAAC
Molecule: messenger RNA, 3798 nt
Organism: Coniophora puteana RWD-64-598 SS2
Lineage: Eukaryota; Fungi; Basidiomycota; Agaricomycetes; Boletales; Coniophoraceae
Product: P-loop containing nucleoside triphosphate hydrolase protein
Exons: 14
Coding region: 1-3705 (1234 amino acids)
Biological process (GO): maturation of SSU-rRNA from tricistronic rRNA transcript (SSU-rRNA, 5.8S rRNA, LSU-rRNA)
Cellular component (GO): intracellular anatomical structure; nucleolus
Molecular function (GO): RNA binding; ATP binding
Source: RefSeq, a predicted model, not a curated record